Sphaeramia orbicularis (orbiculate cardinalfish) is the source of this 777-nucleotide messenger RNA. RefSeq lists its product as uncharacterized. The annotation marks the transcript as partial. The transcript is spliced from 2 exons. Lineage: Eukaryota; Metazoa; Chordata; Actinopteri; Kurtiformes; Apogonidae. The record is from RefSeq and is a predicted model, not a curated record.
ACCUGGAUGAGCGCUAAUUAUCUUUUACUUAACCCUGAAAAAACAGAGGUCAUUAUAAUAGGCCCUAAAAAUGCGAGAGACUCCCUAACUGACCAGAUAGUCACUCUGGACAAUGUGGGUGUAGCCUCCAGCACCACAGUUAGAAACCUAGGAGUUCAAUUUGACCCAGAUCUAUCAUUUAAACCACAUAUGAACCAAGCCUGCAGAACCGCCUUCUUCCACCUGCGCAACAUAGACAAAAUUAGAAAUAUUCUAUCUAAAAAUGAUGCAGAAAAAUUAGUUCAUGCGUUUGUUACAUCUAGAUUAGAUUACUGCAACUCCCUUCUCGUAGCAUGUCCUAAAAGCUCUCUAAAAAGUUUUCAACUGGUUCAGAACGCGGCAGCGAGACUACUAACAGGAACAAAUAGAAGAGACCACAUCACCCCUGUGCUCCAAGCCCUUCACUGGCUUCCAAUCCAGUUUAGAAUUAGAUUCAAAAUCCUCCUCCUCACAUACAAGACCAUUAAUGGUAUGGGCCCCUCUUAUCUCAGAGAUGCUCUGGUGCCGUACCAUCCCAACAGAACCCUUGGUUCUCAGAAUGCAGGUCUACUGGUAGUUCCCAGGGUCUGUAAAAGUACAGUAGGAGCUAGAGCCUUUAGUUACCAAGCUCCUGUUUUAUGGAAUCAGCUUCCAGUUAACAUUAAAGAGGCCGACACAGUCUCUACAUUUAAGGUCAGGCUGAAAACAUUCCUAUUUGAAAAACUCAUGGCUGCUGCUGUUAGAUCUGACGACCCAUAA